Capsella rubella is the source of this 925-nucleotide messenger RNA. RefSeq lists its product as uncharacterized. Bases 1 to 843 code for a protein of 280 amino acids. The record is from RefSeq and is a predicted model, not a curated record. The transcript has 9 exons. Lineage: Eukaryota; Viridiplantae; Streptophyta; Magnoliopsida; Brassicales; Brassicaceae. Gene Ontology annotation, molecular function: nicotinamide-nucleotide adenylyltransferase activity; ATP hydrolysis activity. Gene Ontology annotation, cellular component: cytoplasm; nucleus.
AUGGUGGCGAUUGUUGAAGCUAGGCAGCGUAAGAGGAGUCGGAAGAAAGACGAGAGAAACAAUGGGAGAGAGAUUACGAUCCAAACUAUUGUGGAGUCGAUUCACUCAUCUUCAACGCAAGCCGUUGUGUAUGUAACUGGUGGUGCCUCUCAGGCUUUAGGUUGGUUAAUGUCAGUUCCAGGAGCUUCUAACACACUUCUUGAAGCUGUGGUUCCAUAUGCCAUGAUUUCUAUGGUUCAAUUACUUGGCAGGGUUCCGAGCCAACACUGUAACCAAGCAAUGGCGAAUAAGAUGGCUUUGUUAGCCUAUAAUCGCGCUCUUAAGCUUUCUAAACCAGGGUAUCCUGUUCUUGGUGUUGGUUUAACGGGAGCAUUGGCAAGUUCUCGUCCAAAGCGUGGUGAUCACAGAUUCUUUUUGUCCAUCAGAGCAUCUGACCGGAGCUUGGAAAUUUCAGUCACUUUAACAAAGAACCUUCGAAGCAGAGAGGAAGAAGAUAAAGUGUCAAGUUGUGUACUGAUCCAGGCUAUGGCCAAGGCAUGCAAAGUUUUUGGGACACUUGACUGUGGCUUGACCAAGUCUGAUGUGCUUGAUGAGUCUGAAACUCGGUUUAGUGAAGAGCAAGAACUAGAGCAGUUUAUAGCAGGACAACUGUGCUCUAAGAUUUAUCCAUUUUCUAAGGAAACAUACGGGUUGGAUCAAGAUAGAAAGAUUAUACAGUCUGGUUCUUUUAACCCAUUACAUUCUCAAGCUGAUGGCAGCUGCAAAGAGGUAAGCGAGUAUGUCUCUAUCGACUAUCGUUAUGUUGUACGAGUGCCUGAUUCUUGUUUAGGUGAACAUGUUUAAAAGAAAUGCUAAUCAUACAAAUGCCUGAUUCUUCUGCUGCUGUUGCUUGCUCAAAAGAGAGUUCUUCUUGCAACACCUUCCU